This is a messenger RNA of Doryrhamphus excisus (bluestripe pipefish), 810 nucleotides long. It is a transcript of the gene rpl10, whose product is annotated as ribosomal protein L10. Gene Ontology annotation, biological process: translation. Gene Ontology annotation, cellular component: ribosome. Gene Ontology annotation, molecular function: structural constituent of ribosome. NCBI's taxonomy places the organism in Eukaryota, Metazoa, Chordata, Actinopteri, Syngnathiformes, Syngnathidae. The record is from RefSeq and is a predicted model, not a curated record.
UCUUUGACGCGAGAUAAAAUUGUGUUAUUUAAUGUCGUUUUUUAAAACACAGAAACAACUCUAAUUCAUCUAACGCUUGUUCGUUUGUUAAUUUACAGAUUGCAACCAUGGGCCGCCGACCAGCCCGCUGCUACCGAUACUGCAAGAAUAAACCCUACCCAAAGUCGCGCUUCUGUAGAGGUGUGCCUGAUCCCAAGAUCAGGAUCUUCGACUUGGGCAGGAAGAAGGCCAAAGUAGAUGAGUUCCCUCUGUGUGGCCACAUGGUCUCUGAUGAAUACGAGCAGCUGUCCUCGGAAGCUCUGGAGGCAGCCCGUAUUUGUGCUAACAAGUACAUGGUGAAGACCUGCGGAAAAGAUGGUUUCCACAUCCGCAUGCGUCUGCAUCCCUUCCAUGUCAUCCGCAUCAACAAAAUGUUAUCCUGUGCCGGAGCUGAUAGGCUCCAGACCGGAAUGCGUGGUGCUUUUGGCAAGCCACAGGGCACCGUGGCCCGUGUGCACAUUGGCCAGGUGAUCAUGUCUGUGCGUACCAAGGCCCAGAACAAGGAGCAUGUGGUCGAGGCCCUGCGUAGAGCCAAGUUCAAGUUCCCUGGACGCCAGAAGAUCCAUAUCUCCAAGAAGUAUGGCUUCACCAAGUUCAACGCAUGCGACUUUGAUGACAUGAUGGCUGAGAAGCGCGUCAUUCCUGAUGGUUGUGGGGUGAAAUACAUCCCCAGUAAAGGCCCCCUCUCUCGCUGGAAGGCCCUCCAUGCUGUGUAGUGUCUAUAGCCUCUCAAUGACUACAAACAAUACAAUACAAAGUGGCUUUCAUUAA